AUGGCUAUCACAGUAGGCGACAACGUGUGGUCAUAUGCCGUGGCGGUCGUUCUCGGCUACUUGACUACAUCCGCAAUUUAUAACGCGUACUUUCAUCCCCUAGCGAAGUUCAGGGGCCCAAAGUUAUGGAGCAUCUCCAGAAUACCUUUCAUCAAGCACAUGCUCGCUGGUACGCUUCCGUAUCGUAUCAAGGACCUCCAUGAUCAGUAUGGUAGCAUUGUGCGAGUGGCUCCGGAUGAAUUGUCCUUCAUUGACUCCACGGCGUGGAAAGAUAUCUAUCUACAGAAGGCCUUUAUUCGUCCCAAAGUCUGGGGAUCUCGACCACCAGGAGUUGAGGCUCACAAUGUCAUCUCAGCCCCUGUGGCUGAUCAUACUCGAUUCCGGAAAGUCCUCCAACCUGCAUUUUCAGAAAAGGCAGUCAGGCAGCACGAGCCUACUAUCGAGCGGUAUGUUGAUCUUUUGAUUGGCCGAUUGGAGGAAGCUAUUCAAGGUUCCAAACAAAAUACCGCUACAGUUGAUCUGGUACAAUGGAUAAACUUCACAACUUUCGAUAUUAUUGGGGAUCUGGGCUGGGGAUCUUCCUUCCGGUGCCUAGAGGAUACAUCAUAUCAUCCAUGGAUCAAAGUCGUUCUCCACUUCAAGGCUGUACUUGUGGCAACAUCUAUAAAGUACUACCCAUGGGUUGAAGCCUUCCUCAUGAGCAUCACGCCGAAAUCCGCAAUGGCAGACUUGGAGCAAGCCCUCGCUACCGCUCAUUCCAAAGUCAAAGACCGUCUGUCACGCGAGCCAGACCACCCCGAUAUUAUGACGCAUGUUAUCGAACAUAAUAAACUGUCUCCAGAAACAGGGCUAUCUCAGGGAGAGAUCGAAGCGAAUUCCAUGGCCAUCGUUGUGGCAGGAAGUGAAACGUUGACUACUGCCUUAGCUGGAGCCCUACACCACCUUUUGAAAGAUCCAAAGGCAUUCAAGACCGUGGUUGAUGAAAUAAGAGCGAAUUCUGAGUCUGAGGAUCAGAUUACGGCAGCAUCACUAGCGUCGCUCCCAUACUUAACAGCGGUGCUUAAUGAAACCCUCCGCAUUUCCCCUCCGCUUCCAGAUGGAUUAAGGCGUGAGGUUCCUAAGGGUGGUGCGAUUAUUUGCGGCCAUAUGAUCCCCGAAAAGAUGACGGUCUCAGUGCCGUGCUGGGCGACUUUCCAGUCGAAAUCAAAUUUUGUCUCCCCCGAUGUUUUCUUACCAGAAAGAUGGUUGAGCGAGCACCAGGGCGACGAUUCGCCUUAUAAAAACGACAAUAAAUCAUCCUUUCACCCAUUUUCCAUGGGACCUCACAAUUGCAUCGGACAAACUUUGGCAUGGGUGGAAAUGCGAAUUAUCCUUUCGAGACUCCUUUGGAACUUUGAUAUUGAAGUGCCGGACGGAAAAGUGUUACCCAGCUGGACUCAGCAAAAGAUAUACUGGACUUGGGAAAAGCAAUCUCUCGAUGUUCAACUCAAGAAGGCUACUCGAAGUACAUCUGGGCCUGUGAGAUAA
Venustampulla echinocandica is the source of this 1527-nucleotide messenger RNA. Its product is annotated as Cytochrome P450 ClCP1. The transcript is spliced from 2 exons. Bases 1 to 1527 code for a protein of 508 amino acids. Lineage: Eukaryota; Fungi; Ascomycota; Leotiomycetes; Helotiales; Pleuroascaceae. The record is from RefSeq and is a predicted model, not a curated record. Gene Ontology annotation, molecular function: oxidoreductase activity, acting on paired donors, with incorporation or reduction of molecular oxygen; monooxygenase activity; iron ion binding.